AGUUGCCGAAGAAGAAGAAGACAACCGUUUCAGAUUACACUUCCUUCUCCUUUGUUUGAACUUUAGUUUUUUGGAAUCAUGGAGAAACAAACUGCAGAGAAAUCACGCAGAGAACGAAGGAAAGAAUCUCGCUUAGAAAAGAAUGCAUCAAAACACCAAUCCUGGCUCCAUCACCAGAAAUCUCAAGCUAUGAAGAGAAGUAGUAACAAUAAUUCAGAGUUGAAAACUGAGAGCAAAUCAGACCAAUCAGUUAGUCCUAGUCUCAUGGAAACACAGGUUGUGAAGUUAAAAUCUUACUCUAGGAAACGUGAGACACCUGAAGAAUGCACUGUGUCAGAUGAAAUUUGCGGCUCUGUUGCAAAAAAUGUGAAAAAAAUGAGCAAUGGUUCUCGGAAAAGUUCCGGGAAGACGAGGGCUAAGGAGUUUUAUGAGAUGGGUAUGCCAGAUGUUUCUAUGGCUGCCGAGAAGGAUCUAGAAUUGGAAAGAAAACUUUCCAAGAAGCUCAAGGUGAAGGAAGGAAAACUGAGGGGAGUGGAUGAUGGGAUGAACAUUUUACUUGAAGGAAUGUCAUCUGUUAUUGAUUUUGUUGGAGAAGGGGAAGUUCUUGGUACUAGUGGAUUACCCGUGAAGAGAUUGAAGAAGAGCUUGUCGAGUAAGAAGGACAAGUUGUCAAAGAAAGGGAUGGAACUAGAGUCGUUAGGUGGUAUAUCGGGGCCUGUGGCAACUUUCAAUCAAGAUGAUGCAUCAGAAGAAGUUCCUGACAGUGUACCUUCAAGGAAGAAGCAUGAGAAAAGAAAAUUGUUGGGUCAACAACAGGAAGAUAAUGCGGAGGAUGAUGCCGAUUGCACGCUCAAGCCUUUGGAAUCCCAUGAAAAGGAGGUGGUUUCAGGGGAUGUUCCUGCUGAAGUUCCAAUAAAGAAAGAAAAAGCAAAAUAUAUAGAACCUCACAUGAGAGCUCGUGCUGGCAAUGAACCUGAAGAGCAUACUCAAAUUCGAAGACGUGUACGACGCCUUCUUAACGGAUUUUCUGCAUCUAAUGUUGAGUCAAUUACUGGAGAAUUGUCCUUGAUAUUUCAGACUGUUGCUCGUAAUGUUGCUUCACAGAUUAUGACUGAGGAGAUUUUAGCAUCAUAUUCUUAUGCUCCCCGUAGCAAUGAACAGUAUGCUGCAGUUUUUGCUGCAUUUGUUGCAGGGAUGGCCUGUUUGGUUGGUGUUGACUUCAGUGCAAAGUUUAUGGCGUCCUUUGCCAAAUGCUUUGAGGAUGAGUACCAAAAAGAAGACAAUCUCUCCUUGCGGAAUCUUACUCUUCUCUUAUCCUAUUUAUGCAUAUUUGGAGUCUGUUCUAGUGAUUUAAUAUUUGACUUUCUAGUCAUGCUGAGCAAGCGUUUAACUGAGAUCGAUGUCUCUAUCAUUUUGGCAGUGUUGCAAUGUUGUGGGAUGAAAAUUAGGGCUGAUGAUCCAGCUGCCAUGAAAAAUUUCAUUGUUAGUGUUCAGAAUACGUCAAAUAAGUUGAAGGCUUCCUCUGCAGAUGACCAUGAAAAGAAAAAUAGUAAAAGAAUGGAGUUCAUGCUUGAAACCAUAUGUGACAUCAAGAACAACAAGAGAAUGCCAAAAGAGGACCCUGCACAUCACACUCGGAUUAAAAAGUGGUUACAGAAGUUGAGAGUUGAUGGCAUUCUAAUUAGAGGGCUUAAAUGGAGCAAGUUACUUGACCCUGACAAGAAGGGCCAAUGGUGGUUGUCUGGAGAUGUGGCUUCUGCAACAGAUAAUGUUGAAGAAGUUGCUAACAAAAUAGACAAAGAUGUUCUCGAAACCCAACGAAUGCUGCAGCUUGCUGCUGCUCAAAAGAUGAACACGGAUGCCAGAAGGGCAAUAUUUUGUAUAAUAAUGAGUGGCGAUGACUAUAUUGAUGCAUUUGAGAAGCUUCUAAGAAUGGAAUUACCAGGCAAGCAGGACAGAGAUGUAAUGCGGGUUCUUGUGGAAUGUUGCUUGCAAGAGAAAGUUUUUAACAAGUAUUAUACAGUGCUGGCUUCCAAAUUGUGCGAGCAUGACAAAAAUCACAAAUUUACUCUACAGUUUUGCCUGUGGGACCACUUUAAGGAGCUAGAGUCAAUGCCACUUAUGAGGUCAAUGCACCUAGCAAAAUUUGUGGCUGAAAUGGUUGCCUCUUUCACUCUCUCUCUCACAGUUUUGAAGACUCUCGAUCUGGGUGAUAUCAACCAGUUAACACCAAAAAGGAUUAUGCAUUUCCGCAUUCUGUUUGAGGCCAUUUUCGAGUAUCCCGAAAGCUUGGUUUGGAAUAUAUUCACACGUGCAGCAGUGACCCCUGAACUUGAAAGUCUUAGACAAGGGAUUGAGUUUUUCGUCAAGGAGUACAUUGUGAAAACCAAUAAAGCUCUUGCUCAAAAAUUUAAGUUGGCAAAAAGAGCCCUUAAUAAUGUGGAAGGAGUUCUGAUGUGAACUUAUAUUGCAUAGGAGGAUAAUUGAUUCUUGCAGAGCCUUCGAUUUGCGAGGCUAUCCUAUCUAAUUAUUUUUUUUAACAAAAAUAGUGGGACCAUCUUAUGUUGCAUAGGAGGAUAAUCGAUUCUUGCAUAGCCUUCGAUUUGCGAGGCUAUCUUAUCUAAUUAUUUUUUUUAACAAAAAUAGUGGGACCAUCUUAUGCUACUUGAGAAAACUAUUGAUUCUUGCA
Molecule: messenger RNA, 2689 nt
Organism: Gastrolobium bilobum
Lineage: Eukaryota; Viridiplantae; Streptophyta; Magnoliopsida; Fabales; Fabaceae
Exons: 13
Coding region: 79-2460 (793 amino acids)
Biological process (GO): ribosomal small subunit biogenesis
Cellular component (GO): nucleolus
Molecular function (GO): protein binding; RNA binding
Source: RefSeq, a predicted model, not a curated record